UUAUCCGCCUUAGACACAGUAUGGCUUCUAAUUAUAUCUUUUACCGUGUUGAGGACGAUGACUCGCAAGCGCGAACUGUGCGAGGAAAAGGUGUCUUGGCUCGUGACAAAAGAACCAGUAUUGACUUUAAUGCCAGGCGCCCACAGGAGUGCUGGGAGCUUAGACGUUAUAUCAUGAAUCAUUUAGACUGGGCCCACCGGCAACAUUUGCCUUUCAUUUCGGUAUACGAUGACGAGAACACUGCAGUGCGGGAAGCAGAACGACGUGUUGAACAAAGAAAGCGAAACGUUACCAUCACCGUGAUUGACGUGAAGAAGGCAUGGCGCAAAGUGGAAUACCGCAGUGUACGGAAACUUGCUUGUUGGCUGGAGUUCUGGAUUCCUAAGCAAGCGUGGCAUAACAGCAAGCACGAAUACUUGUUUUUUUGUCACAUACCUGCGAGAGCCGUUGUCUUCCAUGAUGGAUAUGAGAAGUUCAAGAGGGGGCUGUUGAUAUCAAGAGGAUAGACUUGCACGAUGGUGUACGCAUGAAGGCCAAGAGGAACGCGGGAGGAAAUCUCAUCGGUCGCUUGUUGAAAUCAUGAGAGAAUUUGUGUCUGUUGGUAUUUCGUGGAAAUUGUUAGUGGUAGCAAUCCAUGCAAGCCAAGCCGUUGGUCCCGUUAGCACUGUAGAGAAAGGUGCCCUGCGGCAUUCUGUUCAAGAUAGUCUGGCAUCUCCAAUGUCUUCCCUAACGCCGUAGAUCGGCGAGAGACCUGAUAUGAUGUGGAAGUUGAUAUGUAUUGAUGUGAUAGACAGUCAUACUCCCA
Messenger RNA from Truncatella angustata, 805 nucleotides. RefSeq lists its product as uncharacterized. The record is from RefSeq and is a predicted model, not a curated record. NCBI's taxonomy places the organism in Eukaryota, Fungi, Ascomycota, Sordariomycetes, Amphisphaeriales, Sporocadaceae. Bases 21 to 506 code for a protein of 161 amino acids. The transcript has a single exon.